CUCUAGUAAGAUCUCGUCCUCGUCUCACCUUAUCGGCUGGCAAGCGGCCUCUGACUGACCCCAACAAACAUCGCUCUCUGUCCUCCUCUUCACCUCUCUGUCCAGUCCUCUUCCCUCAUCUCUUCCCCUUCCCCGGAUGGCGACUGUUCUCAUGAUGAUGAUUCUCUGUGUGGUGUCGACCAUGGUCGGCACAGAGGCAAGACCCGCACAACAGGUAUGUCACACACACACACACCGUGACCUAUCCACCCACUCAUCUAAUGCUCUGGUGUCAAUGGCUACCUUUGUUCUGUUCAGGUCCGUUUGCGCGGCCUGCAGGUGUCCCCUCCUGGCAACACGUCGCUGUCUGCGUCAGAAUAUGAGGCGCUGCUCGCUUCGAUGGGGGGCGACACCACUACACAAGUCACCUCACUCUACCGGUAGACACACACGUCAUGCCAACAGGCUGGGAUCAUCUGACAGGUAAUAAGCACAUUCCAUCUGUGUGUGCGUGCUGAAGGACGUCUGUGGACGGCACCACCUAUGGCGACCUGCUGGACAAUGUGGGCGACGCGAAGCCUCUCGUGGUGGUGGUCAGGAAGGACAAGUAUGUCUUCGGCGUCUACGUCAGUGCCGGCAUCCAGCUGCCCGACGACCCGACCAGCGAGCAUUGGUACGGCAGUGAUGUGUGGUGGUUCUCACUGGCCGGCCACUUCCCCCAACCGACCAAAAUAGACAUACCACCAUGGGAGCAGUGGAUGCGGGUGGCGGGGAGGAAGGCGAAUGCAGUGGAGGCGAAUAUGUACAUCGGUAGGUAUCUGGUGUUAGGUGAGCAGCGAGGCUGGCCAGCCGCCGGCAUCCGCAGCUGUGAACAGUACACCGACAGCGACUAUCUGCCUGAGGGCUACACGGGAGUGAGGGGUGAGUUUGCCGAUGCUCUGAUGGGCGGGUCUCGUAACUUUAUGGCCGAUGAAAUAGAGGUGCUGCGUGUGGUGCAGUAGUCAAGGGACGCAGGAAGGGAGGAGGGAGAUGUGCGUUGCCCUCUAUGGUGCUGUGUACUGACAUAAAUAGGUGCCAUCCAUUUGUCUGUGCCUCCUCUCUGCGCCCUCGUCUGUCUGUCUGUCUGCCUCCACGCCUGAGUGCAGCUGAUCUGCCAGCACACUGCUGGUGCCCCUGUGUGUGUGUAUUGGUGUGUUUGUUUGUUGAAGUGAGUGUGUGUGCGGUGGCUGGACUGACUGUAAUGACUACGUGGCUGUGGCUGCGUGCGUGUUUGCCGUCCCUGCCCUGAUGUGUUUCUGCGAAUGUGUGUGUGCACGAAUGACAGCUUCCAUGCUCUCAACCAACCUAUGCAUGUACAUGCAUGACAGAGUCCCUCCGGGGUUGCAGACACGAGUCUCGUGAGACACAAUAACCAAUCAACCAUCUCAGAUAUAUAGCCCUUUGCUGUACAUACGUGUCGGCAGGUCCAGUGGUUUGAUCCGUGUCUCCACAGCGUACUGUAUUAUUCUCUGCUUGCUUGUCUGCUCUGCCGCCCUUCUUGUCUCUGACGUGUCAUGCAUGUCCAGCCCACAUCAGAGCUGUUGUGACCGACCGAUGGACAAUGGACACUCACGGCUGACUGACACAGAUGCGAUGUGCGGAUGUUUAGCUGAUGUGAUCAAAAACACCUCUAACAUGAAGCUGUAGGCUGCCCUAGGCGGUGUAGUUGUGUUCCCGCGUGUCUCUGUCAUUUCACGAUGUGUGACGUGACAGUGUCUGUCUGUCUCUGUGUCUGGGUUGCCGGUGUAUUGCAAUCCUCUCCACACGUUCGUUCAUCGAAUGAUUCUAGACACCACACCACACCACACCAUGCCA
Molecule: messenger RNA, 1833 nt
Organism: Vitrella brassicaformis
Lineage: Eukaryota; Vitrellaceae
Source: the annotation of a GenBank genome assembly